AUGGAAGCGGGAACGGGAAGCCUUCUCCGAAGUCCCACUCCACUCCCACGGACCCCAAAACGCCCUAUCCGACGUCGUUUUGGCUCCUCUAUUAUCUCUCUGAAUUCCGGUAACGAUUACAGAGGCCCGAAGCCGAAGACCAAUUUGGUCGCCGAUUGGGUCUCUAACAACGAUGACGCCGCUCGGAGCUUGCCGAUUUACGCCGGCGGCGUCUCCCUCCUUGCCGUUCUCUUCAACCGCACGGCUUCUGACAUCGCUCUCGUUGCUGACGCCAGCAGCUCACAGUCUAGGGCUGAUUUGUUGACAUUGGGAUUGGCUGUGACGAACAUUUUAGCAGGGCUGGUUUGGCUGUCAAUCAGACCAAAAUCUAUUUCCAAGGUGGAUCCUGAAGGGGUGGAAUGCCGGAGGAUGCGUUCUGAUCUCCCCGAAACUCUAGUUUCCGAGUUAUUGUGGGCGUGGGAAUCUCUAUCAUAUGCAACAUGUUGCCGGUCUCUUGUUAUAGUUUAUGGUGGCAGAAAUGUGCUUCAGAUUGGUUUUGCAGCUGCAGCUUCUGAUGGUGGUGAAGCUGUGGCCGUGGAUGCUGAUAAACUGAUUCAAGGAUCACUAUAUCGAGGUGUUAUGAAAUCAGGAGUUCAGAGUUAUUUGGCCAACCUAGCUCUCUAUCCUGGGAAGUCUGAGCUGCCAUUUCUACCUUCAAACACACAGGCAGUAAUAUUGCAGCCUCUUGGAGACAAUGGAAUUGCAAUAAUUGGUGGUGACACAAUUAGAGGAUUCACAGCCUCUGAUCAGGCAUGGAUUUCUUUAAUUGGAGAGAAGCUGGAUGCUACACUAGCAAGAUGUGUGGAUAACCUCUCAUUGUCACAAGACCCAGUUUUGAAGUAAUUGGACUGAAGUGUCUUAAUUUAACAUUGCAUUUGCAACGGUUCUACUCCUAAGCCAGGUCGGGAUCAAGUGCUCCAUACAUUCUUUGAUAAUAGAGAAUCAAGAUUGGUGACAAGAUCGUACUCUGGUGCCAGGCAAUCGCAAUCUCCAACUCCUGAUCCAUUAUUUGGUUAUUGUAUA
Molecule: messenger RNA, 1062 nt
Organism: Fragaria vesca subsp. vesca
Lineage: Eukaryota; Viridiplantae; Streptophyta; Magnoliopsida; Rosales; Rosaceae
Exons: 8
Coding region: 1-882 (293 amino acids)
Biological process (GO): cytochrome b6f complex assembly
Cellular component (GO): chloroplast
Source: RefSeq, a predicted model, not a curated record